Molecule: messenger RNA, 1341 nt
Organism: Apiotrichum porosum
Lineage: Eukaryota; Fungi; Basidiomycota; Tremellomycetes; Trichosporonales; Trichosporonaceae
Exons: 3
Coding region: 1-1341 (446 amino acids)
Biological process (GO): regulation of transcription by RNA polymerase II
Cellular component (GO): nucleus
Molecular function (GO): DNA-binding transcription factor activity, RNA polymerase II-specific; RNA polymerase II cis-regulatory region sequence-specific DNA binding
Source: RefSeq, a predicted model, not a curated record
AUGGACUACGACGACGACAGACCUUCCGGGUCAGGCAGCAAGCGCCGCUACUCCUCCGGCAGCGACACAUACCACCGCGCCCGUGACGAGUUCCCAUACUAUCGCAGGGGCGGCGCACCCCGCGGUGGGCGUGGACGCGCGCCCGCAAAGGUCAAGGACGACAUGGCCGACAGCGCACCUGCAUCCCCGCGCAGCGACGACCAGUCGGACGAAGGCGACGUCGAGGGCAACGACUCGGACCCCGACCGCGACCUGGACGAUGAGAUUGACGAGCUCCUCUCCGACGAAGGAGAAGGCGAAGGCGAGGGCGACAACGACGACAGCCACAAGCGGCGCGGUGGUAGCGGCCGUGCAGCUGGUCGUGGACGCCGUGACCAUGAUGAUGGCGGUGACGGUGAGGGUGACGGCGACGGCGACGAUGGAGAUGAUGGGGAGGGGGGUGGCGAUGGUGAUGGUGAUGGUGACGGUGACGACGAUGGAGAAGGCGGCAACAAGGACGAGGAAGCUGAGGAGAAGGAGUGCAAGUGGGCCGACUGCCCUCUUGUCCUUGAGAACCAGGAAGCCCUCGUUGCGCAUGUCAACAACGAACAUGUUAGCCAGGGCCGGCAACCGUACCAGUGUCUCUGGCGGACGUGCCACCGCGCUGGCCAGAAGCAGGCGAGCCGGCACGCACUCCUCACCCACAUCCGUUCGCACACUGGCGAGAAGCCCUACGUAUGCACCGAGUCUGGCUGUGGGCGCCAGUUUACCCGUUCGGACGCCAUGAACAAGCACGUCCGGGCAAUCCACGGUGCCGGCGCAGGCAAGAAGCGUCGCGGCGAGGACAUUUUUGCGCGUACGGCCGACGACGAGCCCAGCACGGCCGACAAGGACCUCGCCAAGGACCACGACCUCGAGGAAGUGGUCAUGCGCGUGCACGGCCCCGACCGCGUGCGCUACGUUGCCGAAACAGCCAACGAACAGUCUGCAAUGCGCUACGUGCGCGAGAGGCGACCUGGUGCGGGCAAGAAGCGCCGUGUACGCCGCAACAAGGACGGCUCGGACUCUGACGAGUUUGACGAAGGUGCCAGCAAGCGGUUCCCCCUUGAACGCACCAUCGAGGGCUGGAUGAUGGACGAGGCGCGCGAGACCGAGGUCCCCGUCAUGGGCCGCAGCAGGUGGCAGGCAAAGUACAUCAUGGCCAAGGCCAAGCUCAUGCUCGUCGACGAGGAGAACAAGAUGCGCCGCGACGAGCUCACGUUCUGGCUCGCCGAGGAGGCACGUGUGUUUGGCCCCCGCGGGCCACGCCGUCCCUACGACUCCAAGACUAGCGAGGCCGGCGACCCCCACGAUGACCUGUGA